AUGACGAAUCCGGGAGUUCGCGUCGUUCUCUCGGAUCCGUGCUGUGAAGAUUACUUUCCGACAGACAUAUUAGAUGUUCAAGAAACACUACAAAAUUAUGUAAUAGAAAUGGGAGAAAAUCUUAGACAAACGAAUAAAUUUUCCGAAGAAUAUACUUAUAAUUUAAGUGAAUCUGUAAUUGAUAACGCAUUAAUUUAUGGAGUAAUACUAAGCUCCAAAAUUGGCGAUAUAAAUGGAAAAUUCACUCUAGAAAAUGCCAUUCUUUCAUUAACUCCUCAUUUCAAUAAAAAGCAAGUUAAUUUGAAAUUCAAGCCAACUCAAACAGGGCUAUGCAGAGGUGAAAUUAUUGCAGUUAGUGGCAAGUAUUCGAACGGAAAUGUUUAUGUUGAUCAAGUUUUUACCAAUUGUAGAAAGAAGAAUCCAGAAAGCAUACCCGAAACAUUUAACUCAACGAUACUAGUUUGUACUGGACCAUAUAUUAACGAUUCUCUUGAUCAAAUAAUUUUAUUAAAUCAUAAGUUGGUACAGAUCAACCCAGAUUUCACAAUAUUUUUAGGUCCCUUCUUGACUGAAGAUUGCUCUAUCAUCAUGAAUUUUGGCAAAGAAGGGCCGUGUUACGAUGCAGAUACAUUGACCGAAGAAGUAAUACAAAUUCUUUCUCAAAAUCUAAAGAAUUCCGUAUUUAUACCAAGUCCAGAUGAUAUUAGUGGCUUGAAAAUUAUUCCUGGCCCUCGCAUUUCAGAUGGCGGUCUGACAUAUAGCUGCACUGGCAAUCCAUGCCAAAUCCGAUAUGGACCAAUUGAUAUAUAUUCAAUUGCUUUUCAGUCAAUGGAUUAUUUGAUUGAAAAUUGUUGCAGCAAAACUCCAGAAGAAGGAAUACUUGCCAAGCAAUGCAGCGGAUAUCCAUCAGUGCAUCCGUAUAUUCAAUACAAUAAUAUUUCUGAUCUUAAGGCUAAAAGAUCUCCACAUCUUUUUAUUUAUUCGGGAAAUCAAGAACAUUUAGAAUGGAACGGAACUACAAGUAUUGGGACCCCGUCAUUUCUAAAAUCAAAUAAAAUUACCCUUUGUCAAUUUAAAGACGGAAAACUUGAUAUUCAAUUUGUUUAA
Trichomonas vaginalis G3 is the source of this 1107-nucleotide messenger RNA. RefSeq names its product DNA polymerase 2 alpha 70 kDa subunit family. Gene Ontology annotation, biological process: DNA replication initiation. The transcript has a single exon. Lineage: Eukaryota; Parabasalia; Trichomonadida; Trichomonadidae. The coding region runs from base 1 to 1107 and encodes 368 amino acids. The record is from RefSeq and is a predicted model, not a curated record. Gene Ontology annotation, cellular component: alpha DNA polymerase:primase complex.